AAAUAGCAAAAGCGGACCUAGCUACCCUAGCGUAACAUGGGUCUCUCCAUCCACCAGCUAGGGUUUCUAUGUCCGAGCCGAGUCAAAAUGAGGCUAUAUCCCUGUUCACCCAAAAAUAAGUCUCUAAUACAAGAACAGGAAAAAGUGAGGGGAACCUUGUAAUUAAGAACAAAAACAGAGUUGAUACUAUCACCUUGCACAUGUGUGCUUCAAACCCAUCUCUUAUGCCCACCACCGACGCAUAAACCAAUACAUUCAAACCAGCCCUAAGUUCUAAUCCUCCACCUCUAACCCUCAAUGGCACUAUCAAUAAAACGAUCACGUUUUUUCUACCCACGACGCCCAAGCUUAAGUCAAUCCGAAUCAUCAGCAUCCCAACCGGCAGAAGCAUCACCAUCACCCACAAUAUCAUUGCAAGCCCCGAAACAAUCCUCUUCAGCAACCGAACAAGUAGCCGAGCUCCUCAAAAUAACAAAGCAUAUCCGCACACAGCUCCAGGAAGCCCAACGUCUGCGAAAGCUCAAAGCCCCGCUUUUAGAUUCCGCCGAGGAGACCUGGAUAAACUCAACGAUCUCCGACGUCACGGAAGCAGCUCACGAUAUAGCCGUGCUCUUAGAGCCGACCCGCAUAGAGCAGGAGAUCAGCAAUGGGAGGAUCAGUCUGCGGAGACAAUUGUGUUGGAAAUAUCGGGAUGGUCAGCGCACGAUUAACAAAUGUCAGCGCUUGCUGGCGUGUCACCGUAGCCUGAUCGGAGUUUUGAGUUAUCUCCAGCAGGUGGAUCAUUCUCUGUCCACGCCUCGGAGGACAUAUGAGCUUGAUGCUGGGAUAUCUUCGAGUGUUUCUCUUGAGGUGGGAGAGUUGGAGGCCACACCUACUGAGCCAGUUCAGGGCAAGAUCAUGGCUCCUAGUGGAGACGGAUUGGAGUACCAUGUUGAGAGGCCGAUUGAAGAGAUAAUCAUGGUUUCUGGUGCCACGAAGCUGGAAUCAAUCGAGGGCAAACCCGCUAAGAAGGGUACACUGACUCCUGGUACUGUGAACUGCGAGAUAGACGAUUUGCUGGCUUGGCGUCGGUCGAGAGGGUCCAUUGCUGAAACUAAGCGGUCUUUGAUAUUUCUGUUUCGCUCUCCUUCUCUUUUUUUUCAAAAAAAACUUUUCUUUUUUCUUUUGUGUGUGUAUAACCGGCUUUCGUUGCAGCGAAUUUGGGUUUGUAAAACGUCACAGAAUAACUAACGAUCCUAGUUUCCUCGAAUCAUUGCCAACAAUUCGUCGCAAGAUAAAAUAACUCAUCACGAAAUAUCACGUAUACAAAUUUCAGACAGAGUACAAUAUGCAUCAGCGAGCCUACCAAUCCGUGAGGAAAGUUCGUCUUAAAUCCGAGCAACAGUUCGCUCCACCAACGUCUGACGCGCCAACAACCGCUGACCCAACUCAUCGGACACCUUCACCACCGCCGGAAGUAUGAUAGUCUGGCCCGGUGGGGUUGAGCUCGUAUCCCAGCAAAAGGUAUAGGUGCACGGUUGAGAGAACAGCCAAGCUCCAAGGUCGGACGCUGCUCUAAACACCCUGGUCAAGUGUGCAAACCGAUCUGAAUCCGGGAACUGGGAGUCACUGUAUGAUGCAAAUGUCGAGGUGAAAUCCUCGGCGAAAGACUUAAUUGCAUCUUCUGGAGGGAUAAUAGGAUUUGUUUCCUGGGCCGAACGUCCUGUCCUAUGGAGAUAUGCCGUGAGCAUGCGCCAAGCGAAUAUAGCACGAUCGUCACCUAAGAAACAUAGUUAGCGUUAUCUGGCGUCAGUUGUGGA
Messenger RNA from Aspergillus caelatus, 1799 nucleotides. RefSeq lists its product as uncharacterized. The transcript has 3 exons. The record is from RefSeq and is a predicted model, not a curated record. Lineage: Eukaryota; Fungi; Ascomycota; Eurotiomycetes; Eurotiales; Aspergillaceae. The coding region runs from base 298 to 1230 and encodes 310 amino acids.